AAUUCAUGUAAGAAUUUCUAGGGUUCUAGCGCAUGGCGAUUCCCACCAGGUAUGAUUCUCCGCUGAUCCCAGCGCCAUGCUCCCUCCCAGCAUCCCAAUCGCCACAGUCCAGCUCGUGCGCCUCCUCCGAUCGCACAAGAACGAGCAGCGGCUGCUGGAAUGGGGCCGGCAGAGCAACGGCUGCGCGCGCGUCCUCCGCAGCCCCAGGCUCGUCGCGGGCGUGCUGGAACAGCUCAAGAAAGAGGCCGAUCUAGCGAGCGUCUUCUUCCGAUUCGUGGCCAGGCCGGAGGUGGGCUUCUCCCACACCAGUUUCACUUACAACAAGCUCCUCGAGGCUCUAGUCUCUGGCGGUAGACACAGGGAGGCUUUCAGGAUCUACAAGGAAGAAAUGGCGGUGGCAAGCUCCUCUUCGUCUCCUCCAUCGCCGCCACUCUUCGACAACUACACGUACUUUGUUCUCGUCCGAGCGCACUGCCUGGCCGGGGAGCUCCAGGCCGCCAUGGAUUUGCUGCGCGAGAUGGAGCAGCAGCCAGGCAUGGCUCCCACUCCUUCCAUGUACAACUUCUUCGUCCACGCGCUGUGUAAGUCGGGCAAAGUUCCAGAGGCGAUGGAGGUCGUCAAGAACAUGAAAGAUGGAGCUUGCAAGCCGGACGUGGUGACUUUCAACACACUGAUAGCCGGUCUCUGCAAGGCCGGGAGGCUCGACGAAGCCCAGCAAGUCCUCGACGAGAUGGAAAGGAGUGGCUUCGCUGCAAACCUCGUCACUUACAACACUCUCAUCAACGGGCUCUCGAGCGCUGGCCGGAGUGGAGAGGCCGUGCUUGUGAUGCAAGGAAUGACCACCACGCCGGAUACCCAGACUUACAACGCAAUCAUCCACGGCUUCUGCAAGUCCGGGGAGAUCGACCGCGCUUACGGCUUUCUCGAGGAGAUGAAGCAGCGCGCUGGCUGCUCGCCGGACACUUUCACGUACAGCAUCCUCAUCAACGGGCUUUGCAAGUCGUCCAACCUCCGCAAGGCCGACGAGCUGCUCCAGGAGAUGAUCGGGCGGAAGGACUGCUGCGCGAGCGUGGUGGCUUUCAAUACUCUGGUGGACGGCUACUGCAAGGCCCAGGAUCUGGACCGAGCUCGCGAGCUCCUGAGCAGCAUGCUCGAGCAUGGCUGUGCGCCGGACGUGGUGACUUACAGCACCAUCAUCGACGGGCUGUGCCGGUGCGGGGACGUCGACAAAGGCUUUGCGCUGCUCGAGAAGAUGGUGUCGCGGGGUUGCAAGCCCGACGUUGUGACUUACACCGUGCUGGUGACCGGGCUGUGCAAGGCGGGGAAGAUGGUGGAGGCGUGCCGGCUUGUGAAGAGGAUGCUGGAGGAUGGCUGCACUCCAAACGCGGUGACUUACAGCUUGGUCUUCGAUGGGCUUUGCAAGAUUGAUAAGCUCGACAUGGCCAACGAUCUCCUGACCAGCAUCAGAGACAAGGGGCGUAUCACGGACGUCGUCGCGUUUGAGGCGCUGCUCUUGUCGGUGAAGAAGAGGCUCCUGGACAGGGCGGCCUUUCAGAAAUGGAAGCUCGAGACUUCGAUCAACUUCUGAGACUUGAUCAAGCUCCCAGGACGCGAGUUUCUCCACCAGAAACCCCGAAAAACUCCGGGACACCGAUCGAAAGCUCUGGACAGGACUUUCAUUGCGAGAAAGCGGACUUGAGCUAGUUCUCUGGAGACCAAGUUACGAUUUAUUAGAUCGAUCAUAGCAAAGAACACUACCACCACUUUAUGCUGCCGAGACUAUGGCAGAAUGGACAGGCAUUGCGUGGUU
Selaginella moellendorffii is the source of this 1810-nucleotide messenger RNA. RefSeq names its product pentatricopeptide repeat-containing protein At1g09900. The record is from RefSeq and is a predicted model, not a curated record. The coding region runs from base 77 to 1588 and encodes 503 amino acids. The transcript has a single exon. NCBI's taxonomy places the organism in Eukaryota, Viridiplantae, Streptophyta, Lycopodiopsida, Selaginellales, Selaginellaceae. Gene Ontology annotation, molecular function: protein binding.